This is a messenger RNA of Nerophis ophidion (straightnose pipefish), 1734 nucleotides long. Its product is annotated as collagen alpha-1(XI) chain-like. The record is from RefSeq and is a predicted model, not a curated record. The transcript is spliced from 11 exons. Lineage: Eukaryota; Metazoa; Chordata; Actinopteri; Syngnathiformes; Syngnathidae. The coding region runs from base 256 to 1719 and encodes 487 amino acids.
UGGGUUCCAUCACUUAUCUCUUCCAGCAGUGUGGAGCUGGUCUUGCUUGGAAGGGGGUGAGCCGGUCUGCUGCUGAAGGUCUGAAGGUUCCAGUCAGGCCCGCCAGACUCAUCGUGAUCCUUCCCCCACAUGGAGCUGUAGAGCGAGCGCCACACACACACUUUGCUGCUUCUGCCCGGGAUUGUGGGGAAGAUCAAGAAGCUCCUUUUUCCCUCCUUAUUUAUUUUGCAAACGCAUCCCGAGACGACGAUCACCAUGGAAACGCAGAGGCGGCCCGUCAGGUGGAGGACGAAAAGGUGGCUUUGGGAUUCCGCUCUCGCCGCCGUCCUGGUUUUACUUCUGCAAGCCGUCUCAAUCCGAGCAGCCGAGCCUGUGGACGUGUUGAAGGUCCUGGGCUUCAAGAGUUCCCCUCCAGGUGUGAAGAAGACGCCCGGCUUCUGCCCCAUGAGGAGAGGCUCCAAACCCGACAUCGCCUACCGGGUGAGCAAGACGGCUCAGAUCAGCGCUCCGACCAAGCAGCUCUUCCCAGGGGGAGUUUUUCCAGAGGACUUCUCCAUCCUGUUCACCAUCAAGCCCAAAGCCGGCCUCCAGUCUUUCCUGCUGUCCCUCUACAACAAGCAGGGCGUCCAGCAGCUGGGCGUGGAGGUGGGCCGCGCCCCCAUCUUCCAGUACGAGGACCAGCACGGGAAGCCCGGUCCCGAGGACUACCCCUUGUUCCGCUCCGUCAACCUGGCCGACGGCAAGUGGCAUCGUGUCGCUAUCAGCGUGGAGAAGAAGAGCGUCACCAUGAUCGUGGACUGCAAGAGGAAGGUCACCAAGCCUCUGGGCCGAGGCCAGCAGGCCGCCAUCAACACAGAGGGCAUCGCCGUCUUCGGCACCAGAAUCCUGGAUGACCAAGUCUUUGAGGGUGACAUCCAGCAGCUGUUGAUUGUGGCCGACCCAAGGGCCGCCUACGACUACUGUGAACACUACAGUCCGGACUGUGAAACCCCCAACCACCAGGACACCCCCCAGGCCCAGGAACCUGAGGAAGAGUACACUAACUAUGACUAUGGGGAGUUGUAUGACUACAGUGAAGGACAGUUAACCACAGAACCACCCCCAACCGAAGGAGCCAAAACCGAGACAGUGGUGGGCGGCGACUACUUCACGGAUUACGACUACACCAUCGUGGACGGAAGUCAGCCCGAAGCGCCCACAAAUGGCCAGACAUACGAAGAGGAGAACGUCGACGAUUACGUCACCGGCGUGGAACAGGUCGGCGCGGAACCCACCGUUGCCGUGGAAACCGUCGCGGCGGUGGACACCAACGACAACGUGGAUGCCGGCACGAACGGCUACGACUUUAAGGAGUACGACCUGAAGGAAUACGAUAACAAGGAGUUUGUGGAGAAGCCUUACGACUACGGCGACUACGGCGACUACGGCACCGGCACCGACACCGAAACCAAGACGACCAUCACCGGCGCCGAGGAAGAGUUCGGUCCCGGCGUUCCGGCCGAGACAGACUUCAGGGAGAGCGGCGUGGGAGGAAGUCAGAGUUACCUGGGACAGAAAGGAGAGAAGGGAGAACCCGCCGUGAUUGAGCCUGGGAUGCUUAUAGAAGGACCCCAAGGAGCCCCCGGCCAGGCGGGUAUCCCGGGUACCCCAGGGUUGCCAGGUUCCCCAGGGCCCACAGGAGAUCCUGGUGCAAGGGUGAGUUACCACGAAAGUGACUAACCCCCUUUUUUUUUU